Molecule: messenger RNA, 1202 nt
Organism: Phoenix dactylifera (date palm)
Lineage: Eukaryota; Viridiplantae; Streptophyta; Magnoliopsida; Arecales; Arecaceae
Source: RefSeq, a predicted model, not a curated record
UUCCUCCUCCACGAGAUUCUUCCUCCUACUUAUUUAUGUCCAUUUCCCAUCGCCAUCCAAAGGCACGCAAAACCUCCACAGCCCCCAUGGCCCCAUACCCCGGCUCCUUCUUAUCACCGCACUAAGGAGAUCAAAGAAAGAGGCUCGUCAAAGAGAGAAAAGGGUUGAGAGGGAGAGCCAAAGAGCUCUCACGAAAAAAAUGGGCAUUGUCACCAGCAAGUGCUGCACCCAAUACCGUGAAACGUGCAGAGAACUCAAAGCUAAAAUCCAGAUCCUAGAGGAAGAGAUCAAGGAGAUGAAACGUGCGAGGGAGCAGGAAGCUUGCGUCUAUGAGCAACAGGCUGCGGCCUUGGCAAGGAAGGAGGAUGAGUGGAAGCGAGAGAGGAAGAAGCACAAGGAGGAGGUGGCGAAGCUGAGGAAGAGGCUCGAGGAGGAGGAGGAUAGGAUGAGAGGUUUGCAGGAGGAGGUCGCAGCGAGCAGAGGUGACAAGGAGUGGAAUCGAGCAGGCACUGAUUACAUCGUGGAGCACAUGAAAGAGGAGCGAGCGCGGAGGGAGGAGGCGGUGGAGAAGUGGAAGCAGCUCUACCUUGCCAUCAAGACCGAGCUCGACGACCUCAUCCAGAGGACUCGACAAGGGGAACGAUUCUGGUGGGGAGUUGAAGAAGGCAUGAUUGAAGGGCUGCACCAGGAGUUGAAGACCAAGGAGGAGACCUUGCAAACACUGAGAUCGCGCAUAGCAGCAAUGGAAAAGGAGGGCAUUAAGAGAGACAGGGAGAUUGACAUUUUGAGGCAGAGCAUGAGAAUUCUUAGCAACACAAAAAGGAAUCGCAUCCGAAAGAAUCAGCCCGGAAGCUUGCGCUUAUGAAGCGGCAAAUAGAUGCAGCCAGAAACUUGGAUGGGUUCCUUAAACCCACAGUGAUCUUAUGAAGUACUACUGCCCCGUGACUGAAGCUGUACGAUUGGUGUCCAUGCUGAAAGAUUGCAAGCUGUGUUGGGCUGCAGUCGAGCACAAAUCUAUAUUAGAAACAUAAGAAAUUCAACAUCUUUCACGUAUUAGUUAGCAGCCAGAAAUAUCAGAAUAAAGAUGGCAUUGGUUCCAGUCAAGGUUAUUACCGAGCCAGAUGAGGUUGUAAACGUCUUCCUUAAUGUACAAAAUAUAAUUACUUCCAAGUUGUUCCAGCUACAGUGAUUCUCUCGGUUUU